Messenger RNA from Ostreococcus lucimarinus CCE9901, 2079 nucleotides. RefSeq lists its product with no specific name. Bases 1 to 2079 code for a protein of 692 amino acids. NCBI's taxonomy places the organism in Eukaryota, Viridiplantae, Chlorophyta, Mamiellophyceae, Mamiellales, Bathycoccaceae. The record is from RefSeq and is a predicted model, not a curated record. The transcript has a single exon.
AUGCCGCGCGAGAGCGACGUGCGACGCGUCGACGUGGAGACGUGCGUCGGGACGUCGUUCACGGUGAGCAUCGACGUCAAGGCAGGGGUGAAAGCGGCGAGGGAAGCUAUUCGACGCAAGCACGAUGAGAAGUACGGCGCGAGGUUCGGCUCAGCCGUCGUCGGCGACUUGCACGCGCUGAGAAUCUUUAGCGGCGUGAAGAAGUGGAUCGACUUGGACGAUGAAUCGAUGAAAUACGAUGCGUUCGAUUCGUUGUUUGCGCAAGUGGAACCCGAGCGCGGGGUGGAUGAAGGGAUCGCGGCGUAUCGCGCGAUGUGCACGCCGGAGGCUUUGGAGGAGAGAAACAGAAAGGUAAACGUGAGCGUGCUGUUGGUGAACUCGCCGUUUAGUCCUGCGAUCUCACCGCUUGCGAGCGCGGGUACGCCGAUGAACUUGAAUACGACGGCGUUUGCGACGACACCGAUGCCCGUGGCAUUGGCGCCGGUAGAGACGCCGAAGGCUUUCGCGAAGCGUGAGACGCCUGCGCUACGCCAGGACGUCGAAAAGGUUACAACGAAAGACACUAAAGCCGGAGACAAACGGGAUAGAGACGCGAGUGCUGACAAAACUGAGACGCAACCGGCGAAACGCAAGCGCGUGGAAGAAGUUCCAGAGGCUAGUCCUUGGGAGAUGGUGGAAGAAAUAGCUCCGGCGCCGGGAGCGGCCUCGGUCAAGCGUAGUACGUCAACGACGUACGACGAAGUCAAGGCAUUGCUCGAUAAAAAUCCUGGUGUGCAGUAUAGCGUCUUCGUAAAGACGUUGCUCGUAAGUAAAGCUUUCAUAAACGCACUGGAACGUUUGAAUAUGGAUACCUUCGACACUCUGGUGAGAACGACGAAUGCCGUGACGCAGCAAAUCGCCAUCGUGCAGUACGAAACCGGCACCCUGAUUUUCAAUGAACUGGGCGAAAAGAUUGCAAAAAUGACCCCUGCCGUAAAUAGGGAAGUCGGCGACUUUCUCGCGGUCGCGCUUCUUAUCGCCCGCCUGUACCGAUCCGGUUACGCACAACAUAAACGCGUGCCGACUUGCCUGGUUGACGGAUUUACGAAACAAAUUCCAAGACACUCAUCUCAAAGGUUUGGCGUCGUCGAAAGAAUGCUUACGCAAGCGAUACUGGGCGAACUCGGGUACGAUGGUGAAAUGCCGAUGUGGCAAGAUGCCGAAGACGGAACAGCGGCGAGCGCGAAAGAGGACGACGAAGCGUCGCUGAGCGGCAAGGCUGAUCUAACUUCACUCCCCGAAAAGGAUGCCAACAACGAGAAGGACAGCGCGAAAGCAGACGAAGCGACGCAACCAAAAAACGUGGAAUCGAACACAGGAGCGAUUAAGUCUCGUUCGAGCGGUAGCUCAUCGUCGAGUAGUAACUCUUCUAGCUCUUCUAGCAGCAGCGACUCAUCGGACUCAUCGUCGAGUAGUAGCUCUUCGAGUUCGUCAAGCAGUAGCUCUUCGAGUUCGUCGCAGAAGACGGCUGAACGCGUGACUGCGACGAGUAGUAAAGCGUUGACGCCGCGCGACAUGACGACCGCGAACGACAAGGUGUUGGAAAAAGUCAUUCGAGCGCCAGGUGGGUUGAGUCGCAUACUCUCUAGCAUAAAUGUUGCCGCCCAGUCGUCCGGCGGCGACUCGUCCAAACAGAGCACGCCAGGAAAGGAUGUUGUGGCGAGUGCGGCGAAACAGACCACAGAACCCGCUGAAGACACAAUUCAAGUCGCCGCAGUCAAAGGCGAAUCAAAGAAAGGCACGGCAAAGGUAAAAAUUACGAUCAAGCGACCCGCUUCGAUCAACUUCGCGGUGAAAUGCAAAGAGUUGUUGGGCGAGUUUUUCAUGAAUGAAAAGGGCGAGUCCAGUAUUCGCAUGCCCGAAGGCGAGACAAUAACUAAGGCCGCUUUCAUGAAGCGGGCUGGUUACCGCGGCACGAAAUGGAAAGAUUUCAUAAUCGAACAAAAGUUCCGUGACGAAGCCGCUGACGAACAAGAAAAGGAGACUGAAUACUCUGUGCGAAUCGGCGAUUUGGUAGAAGCACUUUGCCCGUCGACUUAA